Cicer arietinum (chickpea) is the source of this 1271-nucleotide messenger RNA. RefSeq lists its product as uncharacterized. The record is from RefSeq and is a predicted model, not a curated record. NCBI's taxonomy places the organism in Eukaryota, Viridiplantae, Streptophyta, Magnoliopsida, Fabales, Fabaceae.
CCUCUUAUCUACCCACUUGUUUAAUUAUUGCAUCUUAAUCUUCCAAUUAUAUAAAUCAAUCAAUCUCCAUCAACUUUCCUUCAACUCCACUCUCUUUUCCCUAUGGCUUCUAAUUCAUGCACCAAUUUCUAUAACUUCCUUACUCAAGAACUCAAUGAGCUUCACCAAUCCUUCUACUCACAUAAUAAUAACUUCAUGUCAAUCCAAUUCAUUUCAAAUGUGCUCUCAUCUCUACAAUCUUUCCAUUCCCAAUUGACCCUUUUGGUACAAAACCUUAGUUUGCCAGUUGGAGGAAAAUGGUUGGAUGAAUACAUGGAUGAAAGUUCAAGGCUUUGGGAUAUUUGUCAUGUGCUCAAAUCUUCUAUUUCUGGAAUAGAGAACUAUUCUUCAUCUGGCUCUAAUAUAGCUACUUCAUUAGAUGGUUACCAUCAUUUGAAUCCAGAGCUUUCACAUCAGGUUAUUAGAACAAUAAAUAUUAGUCAAAGGGAGAUUCUAGGAUUGGAAGAGGAAAAUAAAAGUCUAAUGGAAACAAGAAUUCAUUCAUUAUCUCAAUGUCUAAAUCAAAACAUCUCUUUAGAAUCAAAGUUAAACGAAUUCAAUGGCUUUCGAGGCGUUCUUUAUGCAAUGAAAAGAGUUAGUUCAUUACUACUAAUGAUUUUGCUAAGUGGAGUUACAUAUUGUUGGUCUUCCUCAUGCUUUGAUCAUCAAGGAUAUGAAGGAAACAUUGCUUUUGGAUCAAGUUUUACGGUUUCAAUGGCAAGAUUGCAACAGAAAGUUGGAAAGGAGAUAGAAAAGAUUAAUGGGCUGCCAGGGAUUUUGUUCCUUGAAUUCCAACAAGCAAAGAUUGCUAUGGAGGAAUUGAAGGUGGUGUUGGAGAGAACAAUAGUUUAUGAAACACAGUAUGAGAUACAAGUAAAAGUUGAGAACUUUAAAAGUUGCUUUGAAUUGUUGAAAUGUGGUGUUGAGAAUCUAACAGGGAAAGUUGAUGAUUUGUUUGAUGAAAUUGUAGAAGGAAGAAAGAAGAUUUUGGAUAUGUGCAGUCAUAAAUAAGUAGCUAUGUAACAUUUUGUUUUCCAUGCUAAACUCAGCUAUGUUAUGUUAUUGUUGGUUAAUUGUACCAUAUAUCAAAGAGGAAAAAUAGUUGAUAGGAAAAGGAAAAAGAAAAAAAUAUGUUGAAAAAUGAUAUGUGAAAUGUAAAAAAAAAAUGUUUGUGUCAAACAAAGACUAUGAUGUUUGAAUUUAAAACCUCGUGUAUAUAUAUGCUACUUAAA